Trematosphaeria pertusa is the source of this 3157-nucleotide messenger RNA. Its product is annotated as verprolin. The record is from RefSeq and is a predicted model, not a curated record. The transcript has a single exon. Bases 279 to 2936 code for a protein of 885 amino acids. Gene Ontology annotation, molecular function: S-adenosylmethionine-dependent methyltransferase activity. Lineage: Eukaryota; Fungi; Ascomycota; Dothideomycetes; Pleosporales; Trematosphaeriaceae.
GCGCCCACAUCCCGCUGCCGUUUCUCUGCCAUUCCCUUCUUGCUUCCCUCCCGAGUCUUCUCUGCUACGCCGCACGCUUCGUUGAUCGAAGAGCCAUUUUUACGAGUGGGCUGUUGACCAGUCCAGGGUUAUUGCCCGUUAAUACCGUCUUCCUUCUCCUGUUUAUAGUUUUCUGCCCCCUCCGUCUCGCCAAAUCCCCUGCUGCUCGGAUUCCAAAGUACACUUUUCUUAAUAAUAGCACGCGCGAGGCGGUGCUCACCUCAGCCCAAUAUACCGACAUGCCAGAAGUACACCCUUCUGCAGACUACCAUCCUGCAGCCCUUGGCGCAGCCGAACACCCUCGAUAUGCCAUGUCCCCGCUGGACGACGGACACUCUCUUAAUAUGCUCGAUGACGACGGCACCAUCCCGCGGUACUACUUCACCCCGAGAUACUCGCCCACCUCCAGCUACCAGCCCAGCGCGGCCUCACCGAGAAGCUGUCAGGAGUACCCGCCGCCAAAGGAAGCACCGCCCAGCGUCAUGAGGCCGUCGCCGCAGCCGUCGCCGAGACACUUGCAUCCUGCAUCCUCAUCGCAGUAUCGGAUGAGCCGAGCCGAUAGCGACUUCGACUCGCUGUACGAUGUCACUGACGACGAAGCCGAGGUGCCGCUUCACGCCUCCAAGUCCGUCAAGGAGACUGCACACACAAGUCGGAAUCGGUACCCAUCGAUAAUCAUCCCCUCACCAUCCGCCUGGCCGACAAUCGAAAAGCUCAAGAGUGCAUUGUCAGCCGUCCCCCAGACGCCUUCCCAAUUGCUCACGCCAUCUCAACAAGCAAUCUCAUUAAUUACCUCGCAUAAUCUUCGGGUGCCGGCGCGCUCGGCGGCACCUUCCCUCGAUGGCAGCAUGUCGUCGGAAGAAAUGGAUAAGCUAAGCUGCCCUUCGACCCCAGAGACCCAGAAACGUCAGUCGCAGACUAGCCUCGAUUCCUGGUCACCAGUCCAGCUCGAUUAUCAGGCUCUGGAGACCCUACAACAUCUUGGGCAGCCUUCUCGGGAGCCAUCGCGGGAGCCAUCACGAGAGCCGUCGCCGGUGCCUGGCGCCCCGCACGCCACCCAAAUAAGAGGGGGAGAAAUGCAACAAGUAUCGCGACCAUGGCUUGCUCUCCGUAUCCCAUCAUCAGGCAUCCACAAUGGCUCUUCUGGAAACACGCCUCUCUCCGAACUCUCUAUUCCAUCCCCUGGCGGAUUCUUCUCGUCUCUCCACUCAAGUGCCCGGCACACCUGGAGCAUACCGAGGCGAGAAGAGUCUGUACCUAAUACAUCUACAGCUGAGAAGUUCUACCAGCUUCCAUGGGGUGAAAGCCGGAGAAACACCAUCGCAGAGCAAACAGUCACGCUAAACGGUUCAACCCUGGACGGCUUCGAUGAUCCCUUACCAACCUCGCGACCGGUGAAUCUUAGGGACAUUGAUGAGACAAUUGAGGUGAAGGAAAUCAAUCCCAGCAAGACUCUCUUUCAGUACAAUGAAAACUACCACGUAGAGCUCCAGAAGAUGUCUUCUGCGAACCUAGAGAGGACCGGUCAUUGGCUGGAGGAACAAGAAGAACUGCAAGCUGCUCUGCGGGAGAUGAACGACAUGAGCUCCCCGAGUCUCUCAGGCGGUACGCACAGUCGAGGCAAUUCAGUGGAUAAGGUCGUCAAGAAAUCUGUCAAAUUUGCAGAUGAGCCAAAGAAGUCGCCAACAGAAGAGGAGGAUCCAAAGAAAACACUAACAUAUUUCCAAGGAUUUGAGUAUCUGCAAACGCGCAACCGAAAGAUUGAUGUGUUCAUCCAUCGGCAAACCAGGGCAGAGGCGAUGCACGUCCAUCGCAGAUGCAAUCCAAAAUCUCACCAAGAUCAGCUGCUCGGCAAAUUCGAACUGACCAAUCCGGUGCGGCCAUCGCCGCCGCGACCUGUUUCCGAGUUUUACAUGAACGAUCCGACCGUGUUGAAAGAGCGCAUCGCACGCGCUCAAAUGGAACGACAAGCGCUUGACCAGAUGCUACCAAUUACCUGGGUCCUGCAAGCACUCAAGCAACUUAACGGCGGGAAGCUGCUCAGCAAGCCGGCCGGAGCUCGCAUUCGGCGCACGAGUACUGCACACGUCCUGGAUGUCGGCGGUAUACCGACCAACGACUGGGCAUGGCAGAUCGCGUACGACUAUCCAUACACCGUCACCACCACGGUAUACACGGCCGGCCGCAAUCUCACCUCCAACGUUACUGGGCCAGACAAUCACAAGCACAUGACAGUUCCUAACCUUUGGACUCUACCCUUCCCCAAUGGCCACUUCGAUGUUGUCUCAGUACGCACACUGCAUGAGCUUCUCAAGACCGACAAGCCCCUGGGUCGCUCAAUGGAUGAGUACGAUCUCUGCCUCAAAGAGUGCUUCCGGUGCCUCAAGCCGGGCGGCAUUCUUGAGUUCUCACUGCUCGAUGCCGACAUCAUCCACGCAGGUAGCCAAGCCCAAGCCAUGGGCGUCGAGUUUGGCUUCAAUCUCAAAACACGAGGCUACGACGCCGCGCCCACGAAAUCAUUCGUUCCACGCCUCCGCAAAGCUGGCUUUAAGGAUGUGCACAGGAUGUGGAUGGUUUUGCCGAUGGGCAAGACGGCUGCUCACUGGAAGGACAGACUCCGCGUCGGUGCUGAGCCUAAGCAAGAGGAGAGGAGUAUCAGCCCGGACGGUCAGGUGGAUGUGACUGAAGCGCCGGUAUUCGGUACAACAGUUGAUGCUGCGAUGAUGACUGGUAUCGUAGGGAGUUGGUAUUGGGAGCGGUGGCUGCUGAGGUUGCAAAUGGAGAUGGGCAAGGAGGAGGAUAGGUUUCUGGAGGGUGUCGUGCAGGUGUUGGAGGAGGGGGCAAGGGAAGGCUCGGGGUGGAGAUAUCUAACGGGUUAUGCGAAGAAGAAGUCAUGACAUCACGUUGGUAGAAUGGCGGGUUGAAUAGGAUCAUCUGCAUUGGCAUGGUGUUGGGGCUUCGGCUGGCUGGCGUAGGGAUAGCAUAACAUGGAUCUCGGUUGGGAUUGAUAUCACAAUAGCUAAUUCCUUUUGUCACAAAUGAGAAAUUGUAUCAAUCACUCUCUUCGCUUCAUAUUUGGAGUCCUCUCUUCGCUUCUAGCUAGCUAUACUGUGAGAAG